AUGGCGGAUUUGCAAAAUAAGAAGGCUGAUAUCACCUAUGCACAACUUUUUCAGAUGGCUCCAAAUAUGCGGAAAGAGGCGUUGAAGAUUCUACAUCCGGGUAGGGUGACUAAAGGAAAGCUUGCUGACUUUUGUCUGAAUCGUAGUGACGAAGCAUAUACAAUAUCGAUAUAUUGUGAUGCUCAAGUGAAUGGUCAACCGAUCAUUCUGAUCUUGGAUAGUGGAUCGUUCGGCUGUUUUGUUUCUGCUGGGUUCUUAAAAGACUCUGGGAUAAGAUUGACCGACUAUCGACAGGAUGGUGACAAAAAAAUAAAAGUGCCAACUGAGUAUUGUAAGCCGGCAAACAUUGGAGAUCGGAUUCCUCGGAACCUUGAAAAAGGAAAGGCAAAGAUAGAAGAGGAAGUCGAAAGUGCUAAUGAUGUCGAUGAUAGUAGUGAUGACGACAAAUUGAUAUUCAGUUAG
Ambispora leptoticha is the source of this 462-nucleotide messenger RNA. The record is from the annotation of a GenBank genome assembly. Lineage: Eukaryota; Fungi; Glomeromycota; Glomeromycetes; Archaeosporales; Ambisporaceae.